ACCAUCUUCAACCUUGUAAACAAGAUUCUCUUCAAUUUUCUUUUCUUUUUUUCUCUCUCUCCUCUGAAUCCCAAAGUCCAAAUUCGAAAGCGCAAAGAUAGGGCAAAAAAGAAUUUGUUUGUUAGGGUUUAUCAAAGAUGGAAAAAGAGCUUCUCGAGUUGUUUGAUUCUGCAAAGAAAGCGGCUGAUGCAGCUGCGGGAGAUGAAGUUUCCACGGGUGGAGCUGAGGAAACGAGAUGCAUUGAGGCAUUGAAAGAGUUGAAGAAAUUUCCUGUUACCAUGCAAGUUCUUGUUGCAACCCAGGUUGGAAAACGUCUUCGCCAUCUGACAAAGCAUCCAAAAGAGAAGAUCCAGGCUGUAGCUACUGACCUGCUUAAUAUCUGGAAGAAAAUAGUCAUGGAGGAAACUGCCAGGAAUAAGAAAAAUGGAAGCAUAGAAACUAAAACGCCCCAGAAGAUUCAAAUUACAAAGUCAGAGUCAUUUAAAGUUGAGAAGGUUGAUAAGUCGGGUUCCAUGAAUGUUGAAAAAGUCUCAAGAUCUGAAACUACAAAGGUGGAGAAAACUGAUCAUGGCGAGAAGAUAAGCUCUGCAAAGGUUUCUAGAUCAGAAACUGUGAAGAUGGAAAUAAAGAAUGAUUUUCCUAGGGUUGAGAAGUCUAAUGGUAUCAAGCAGGCCCCCUCACCUGCUCCUCCAAAGUUUACUUCAAUAGUUAAAUGCAAUGAUGCAGUGCGUGACAAGCUCCGGGAACUUCUUGCAGAGGCUCUGUCCAAAGUUCACACCGAGGCUAAUGGAGAUAUUUUGGAUAAAGUGAAUAUGUGUGACCCAAUCCGUGUUGCUGUCUCUGUGGAGUCUGUACUUUUUGAAAAAUGGGGACGGUCGAAUGGGGCUCAGAAGUUCAAAUACAGAUCUAUAAUGUUCAAUAUCAAGGAUCCUAAAAACCCUGAUUUCAGAAGAAGAGUCCUUAUUGGAGUGAUCAAGCCAGAGAGUCUUAUUAGUAUGACUCCUGAAGAAAUGGCAAGUGAUCAAAGGAAGGAGGAGACUAAUCAAAUCAAAGAGAAAGCACUAUUUGAAUGUGAACGCUCAGGCGCAGCUAAAGCCACAACUGAUCAGUUCAAGUGUGGUCGGUGUCAGCAGAGGAAGACCACUUACUAUCAGAUGCAGACUCGGAGUGCAGAUGAACCUAUGACGACUUACGUAACAUGUGUAAACUGCAACAACCACUGGAAGUUUUGUUAGUUGUCCUUCUCUUUAGGGCAGCUGCAUCCUUAUGUGAUCAAUCACCUGAGAUGAUGAACUAUGGAGUCCCAUCCUUCUCGUAUUUUUGAUGCAACAUUUGUUAAUUGAGACCUUGAUCUUCAUAUGAAAGAUCCUUUUCUGUACCAUUCUAAUGUAAGUUAGGUUAACUUGUUUUUAGAUUGUUUUAGGUAUUUGUCAUGUGCUUGUGUUGAACCAAUGAAAUACCAUUUUAUUGCGAAACAUAAGUCUGCCACUUUUGUUUUGUUUAUUUAA
Papaver somniferum (opium poppy) is the source of this 1508-nucleotide messenger RNA. Its product is annotated as transcription elongation factor TFIIS-like. The coding region runs from base 138 to 1235 and encodes 365 amino acids. Gene Ontology annotation, cellular component: nucleus. The transcript is spliced from 3 exons. The record is from RefSeq and is a predicted model, not a curated record. NCBI's taxonomy places the organism in Eukaryota, Viridiplantae, Streptophyta, Magnoliopsida, Ranunculales, Papaveraceae. Gene Ontology annotation, molecular function: zinc ion binding; nucleic acid binding. Gene Ontology annotation, biological process: DNA-templated transcription; transcription elongation by RNA polymerase II.